Messenger RNA from Penicillium pulvis, 1014 nucleotides. RefSeq names its product zinc-binding alcohol dehydrogenase family protein. Gene Ontology annotation, molecular function: oxidoreductase activity, acting on NAD(P)H. NCBI's taxonomy places the organism in Eukaryota, Fungi, Ascomycota, Eurotiomycetes, Eurotiales, Aspergillaceae. The coding region runs from base 1 to 1014 and encodes 337 amino acids. The record is from RefSeq and is a predicted model, not a curated record. The transcript has a single exon.
AUGGCCUCAAACUCCGCUGCAUGGCUCACCGAGGCCAAGGCUCACCCCUUCCAGGUCAAGGAGGCCCCAGCCUACACGCCCGAGGCCAAUGAGCUCCUUGUCAAGAAUCAUGCCGUGGCCAUCAACCCAGUCGACGGAAGUCUGCAGAGCAAGGCCUGGUGGCCCAUGAACUACCCGACCAUUCUCGGCCAGGACGUCGCCGGUGAAGUCGUCGCCGUGGGCCCCAACGUCACCCGCUUUAAAGCCGGUGACCGUGUUGUCGGACACGCUGUCGGUAUGGCCACCAAGCGCACCCAAGACAACGCUUUCCAGGCCUACACCAUCCUCCAAACCAACAUGGCCAGCGAGCUCCCCAAGAAUAUCUCCUACGAAGAUGCCGCCGUCCUUCCGCUUGGUCUUUCCACUGCUGCUUCCGGUCUCUUCCAAGAUGAGUUCCUCAAGCUUCAGCUCCCCACGGAGCCCCGCAAAGCCACCGGCCAAGCACUCCUGAUCUGGGGUGGUGCAGGCAGUGUUGGCAGCAACGCCAUUCAGCUUGGCGUUGCGGCUGGAUACGAGGUCUUCACCACGGCCUCGCCCAAGAACUUCGAGUACGUCAAGAAGCUUGGCGCAACCCAAGCCUUUGAUUACAACAGCCCUACCGUUGUUGAUGACGUGGUCAAGGCUCUUGAGGGAAAGACACUGGCUGGCGCUAUGGACUGUAUUGGAUUCGCCGCUACCCCCCUGACCGUCGAUGUCCUUGCUAGGGCUGAGGGUAACAAGUUUGUCUCUACUGUCAAGGGUGGAUUCCAGCCCCCAGAGGAUAUCACUGUUAAGAGUGUCUUCGGUACGACCAUUAAGGAUAACCAUGUUGGUAAGGCUGUUUAUGAGGACUUCUUGCCCAAGGCUCUGGCGGCUGGUAGCUUCAUCCCUGCCCCCAGUCCUCUCAUUGCUGGAUCGGGACUGGAGAAUGUCCAGGCUGCUAUAGAUCUGCAGGCCAAGGGCACAUCUGCGCAGAAGGUUGUUGUUACCCUGUAA